AUAUGUCCACCGUAUAUUACUAACUAUGACGGAAAGAAAAAAGAAGAAAAGAUCAGAGAGCCGCCGAAACAACAAACCACGCACUGGCCCGCGCUUCGCACGUCGCCAGAGGAACAGCCCCGCCACCGUCCCCUUUGUUGUUGGUUUAAUUCGUUGAUUUGUUUUAAUUCGUCGUCAAUUAAUCAAGGUAACAUGCUAGGAAUGACAAAUAAGGAACCAAUCCUAGAGGGCAGCGAGGAUAAAGAGAUGGAUGGAUACUUGCUGCAUGGGUUUAUUUAAUUUGAUAUUAUAUUUUAAUUUAUUAUGUUUUUGGGAAAGAACCCAAGCUACCCUAAUCUCCCUUCUGCUCAAGUAAUUCCAAAAAGCAAAUCAACCAUAUCUUAAACAAAUCUAACCUCUUUUAAUUUCCAGGUGAGAGAAAUUAAAGAGAGUUGAGAUUCUUUCUUUCUAAUAUUUCUUUUUGUUAUCUCGAAACCCUAAAAGCAGAUCAAGUCGUCGUCAACGUGGUGUUUGAUAUGUCUGAUGAGAACCCAUUUCAUGAUUUCCAUAACCAGAUGGGAAAUGGAAGGAUCAACACGUUUCCCUUCUUCGGCGACGACGAUCGUCAUCCGGAAGAAUUCGGCGAGCCUCCCUCGUACGUGAGCUUCACGGAGAGCUUGCAGGGUUCCAUGGACUAUAACUCCCUCUCAAACGCUUUCGGCAUGUCGUGUUCUUCGCCUGAGGUCGGCGGCCCUCCCCCGGAUCAUUUCCACCAUCAUCAAGAGUCUUCUCGGAAGAGCAGUGUUUCCGGGGGAGAGCCGCCGCCGAUUGGCGCCGGAGAGAAUAUUCCGUUCCCGGCAAACUCGUCGGCCUCCUCCUACUCCAGCGAGGCUGAGGGCGGAGGAGGAGGAGGAGACGACGAUUCUUCAAAGAGCAAGAAAGAUCUGCAGCCUAAAGGCUGUGAAGAUGGAGAUAAUGAGAAGUCUGCAAAAAUACACAAAGGGGCGUCGACGAAGAAGAAAGGUGGGAAAAGACAAAAACAACCCAGAUUCUCCUUCUUGACGAAAAGCGAAAUUGAUAAUCUUGAAGAUGGAUAUAGGUGGAGAAAAUAUGGCCAAAAAGCUGUCAAGAACAGCCCUUUCCCCAGGAGUUAUUACAGGUGCACUAGCCAAAAGUGCACGGUGAAGAAGCGGGUGGAGAGGUCGUACGAAGAUCCGACGGUGGUGGUGACCACCUACGAGGGGCAGCACAACCACCACUGCCCGGCGACCCUGCGGGGCAACGCGGUGGCCCUCUUAUCUCCCGCCUCAUUCUUGGCGUCAUCGUCUCCCGCUGCUGCAGCGCUGAUGCCUCACUUUCCUCACGAACUUCUGAUGAAUCCAAUGAUGGCGGGCCCCAAUUUCGGGAACCACCCUAACUAUUCAAUUUAUGAUGAUGAUGGCCCAGCAGCCCUCUAUGGAUCACUACACUUUGUUCCAGGACGUGGGGGUCCUUAAAAAUGAGCACCAAUGAUCGAUGCAUGGAUCUAAUAAUGCUUGAGGAAUUUGAUCCUCUCUACUAGCUUGGAGGAUGGGAUCGGAGCUGGACUAUGACCAUACUACUAUACAUACAAUGGGGAUAUUGAAAUUCUAGUCGAGCAUGUGAUCCAUAGCGUGGAACGAAGAUAUUUUGUGACGUUUGUGGCACUUGCAUAAUGUAUCUCAUCAUGGUUCUAAUUAUUAAAUUUAGAUUAUUGGA
Cuscuta campestris is the source of this 1716-nucleotide messenger RNA. NCBI's taxonomy places the organism in Eukaryota, Viridiplantae, Streptophyta, Magnoliopsida, Solanales, Convolvulaceae. The record is from the annotation of a GenBank genome assembly.